Messenger RNA from Fusarium graminearum PH-1, 492 nucleotides. RefSeq lists its product as uncharacterized. NCBI's taxonomy places the organism in Eukaryota, Fungi, Ascomycota, Sordariomycetes, Hypocreales, Nectriaceae. Bases 1 to 492 code for a protein of 163 amino acids. The transcript has a single exon. The record is from RefSeq and is a predicted model, not a curated record.
AUGGCUGUCAAGUACGAGGGAUUAAAGGAUGUAGCUGUGGUGACUACCGUUCGCACCAUGAACAACAUCAGAACACUCCUCUCGAAGACGGUAUCUCAACUGGAUACCACACCAAACAUGGUCUUUACCCAAGAAGAGCGCCAAAACCUCAUUGGUGAUUUACAAAUUAUCACUAGUGAGUUCUUCAAGACCACUGAAGAUUACAUCAACACUUUGGGGGGCGCAUCGGGAGGUCGCUCACUAUCCCGCACAGCGCAUGCUCUCACUGAUGUGCUGGAGAGUAUUGCCGCUAUUGAUGCGACAGUUGCUUCCGACAUGAGUCGCAAGCUAAUAACUGUUUUCUCUGGAAGAGUUGCCGACGAUGAUGAUUUGCUGAACAUCGUCGUCAGCCCUGUGACGAGCUUCUUAUCGUCAAUCAAGCUCGGUGAAGCGCCUGCUACUACGUGCAGCACUGAAGAUUGUAUCAGUGAUCAACACGAGGAAUUAAGAUGA